This is a messenger RNA of Morchella sextelata, 1326 nucleotides long. RefSeq lists its product as uncharacterized. Lineage: Eukaryota; Fungi; Ascomycota; Pezizomycetes; Pezizales; Morchellaceae. The transcript is spliced from 3 exons. The record is from RefSeq and is a predicted model, not a curated record. The coding region runs from base 1 to 1326 and encodes 441 amino acids.
AUGUCUCGAUUAACAGUGCUUACUUUUUAUAUCUAUAGGGUAUCUUCUAAGACCUCUGAUGACACUGUAGAGGGGAAUCGAACCGAGGAGAAUCGGAUCAGCCAGACUGCCAAUAGCUUGAAAACCGCAGCUACUCUCACCAACUCAGUGAAAAAAGAAGGCCCUCAAGGUCCCACCAGUGUGCCCAUCAGAGCUUCUUUUUUUACCGCACCUUCACCGGAGCCAUAUGUAUCUGUCGGUUGCCUUAAAUGUGGUGCCCUAGACCACUCGGCAUCAAACCGAAACUGUCCCCGUCCUCGAAAGGCAUCCACAGCGACCAAUGCAGCAGCCGUAGCCACUCAAAUUCCCAAGAAGCCUGUUGCUAGAACCCCCAAGAAAGCAAUAGCCGACAAUCACCAAAUUAAGAAAGCUAAACUUGGGGAUAAUACAAAGUUCUGGUAUUAUAAAUCCGACGACAGCCAAAGUGAAGAGGAAAUUGGUACUAAGAACUCGGAUCAAAGGAACCCCAUCAAAGAGGAAUACCAGGAGCGUCUUUACGAUGAUUUCAAUUCUAUAAUGGACGGAUUAUUCAAGCCGACUGGUCAGUUUACCAAAGAACGGGCAGAUUUGAGUCCAUUGACUGUCACCUAUAGGAGUAUGGGGGAAUAUGGGGCCAGUACAACUGAGCAGAACACCACUGAUUUGUCCCAUGCAGUCAUUCAAAGAGUAACUGCGGGCAAAGGACAACUGGACUUGAUGGAGUUAAAUGACAAGAAUGGGUUUGGCUCUUGUCCCUCUAUUCAAGAGACAGUUCAAACUGCCUCGGUGUUCUCAUCACAGAAGCAAACGGGUAUCGGCCCAGAUAGGUAUUUGAAGGCGAACAAGUCUGCUAGAAAUAGGAAGCGGAUUUUUCAAUCGGUUGUGACCGAGGAAGAUGAUGAUGAGAUUCCAAUUUUUAAGCACCCCCAGCCAAUGUCGGGUUAUAAGACAAAACAGCCAUUGUUUCCAACUGCCUCUACCAUGAAGGCCAAAAAGCAUCACGACGGCCACCAAAGUAGGGAUUUAAAUACUGAGAUACUCGAUUUGGGCUAUUCUCCACAGACCCCCAUUCAACCUGCAACGAACCAAUCCUUCCUCUCUCAUCGUGCCACUAAGGGCCUUCAAAACGAUGUAGACGUCAACCAUUCUUCUACUCAACCUGAUGUUGAGGAGAAAGAGCCCUCCAGGGUAUUUAGGUUGGAGGGAGUGCAGGAGCAUGGGAACAGGGUUGGAGUAAGAUAUCGGGAUUCUAUUGAUUUAACAGAGACAGAAGGAGUUGAUGAUACUACUGCUAAAGGCAGCUUAUAG